AUGGACAAGCAAAAUGAAGGCGCCCUCUUGCCUAAGGCAAAGCACGAAGAGGUUGCGAUCUACCCUCAGAUGGUACCGGUACCCAGGGAACCGGUGUUGAUGUCGUCAAAUCACCCACGACUGAUAGAGCAAACUGACCCAGUUUCUCCUCCAUCGGAGCCGCUUGUGACCAGUCCGCUGUCAACAGUCUCAUACCCAUCGGCUAUGGUACCAGGUGGCAGCAAUGUUACCUCAGGCAAUUGGGACCCCAUGAUUCAGGUCCAGUUCUACCAGACUUGCCUGAGCGCUCUAAUAUUCGAGAACAAUACGAGACAUCGUGCAAUUAUUGCCUGUACUGAAUGUCGCAAGCGGAAGGUCCGAUGUCAGACAUCAAUGUUCAGUCUCCAUGGUAAAUGCCAGAGAUGCUGGGAAAGAAAGAAAGACUGCAUCUUUACUCCGCCUGGCGACUACUGCCCAAGGUUCCUUUCGCCUCCAGUGCCGUUACCUACUCUCUCGCAACUCCCAGUUGCAGGCAACCCGCCUUUCAUCACUGAGAGCUUCCUUCCACAAUGUGCACCGACUCCCCCAGGUCUUGGGUUGAUAUUACCGCGCGGUACGAAGUAAGCAAUGUCUCUCCUAUCGAGCCCCAUUCAACUGACACGAUUGGAGCCGCACGAUAAGCAACGAGCCUACUCGUGAAAACCAGCCAACAAAACGACAAAGGGCAAGUGGGGGAAUUAGAAUGCGGGGGGGAGUUUCAACGAGGUCUGAGAUGGCCGAUAAGAAUUCAAUUAUGAGAGUAGAAAAUCUACUUCGUUGAGAUUCAUUGUUGUUCUGAAAGCCAUUCUGAGAAUGACAAGGGAUGGGAACUCUACUGCUGUUCAGGAUGGGCUAGUCUGAUUGAAGACGCUGGUACCUUGUAAUGGCGCUAGAAUAUGGUGGGCUCUCCCGUCAGCGGCCCGGACUAAUG
Messenger RNA from Fusarium redolens, 949 nucleotides. RefSeq lists its product as uncharacterized. The coding region runs from base 1 to 603 and encodes 200 amino acids. Gene Ontology annotation, biological process: regulation of DNA-templated transcription. The transcript is spliced from 3 exons. The record is from RefSeq and is a predicted model, not a curated record. Gene Ontology annotation, molecular function: DNA-binding transcription factor activity, RNA polymerase II-specific; zinc ion binding. Lineage: Eukaryota; Fungi; Ascomycota; Sordariomycetes; Hypocreales; Nectriaceae.